Symbiodinium necroappetens is the source of this 1728-nucleotide messenger RNA. The record is from the annotation of a GenBank genome assembly. NCBI's taxonomy places the organism in Eukaryota, Dinophyceae, Suessiales, Symbiodiniaceae.
AUGGUGGAUUUUCCGAAGAAGAGCCUCCAGGACUGGCAAGCGCAGGCAGCCAGGGAGUUGAAGCGGGACUCGCUCGAGGGGCUGAGCUGGACGACGCCCGAGGGUAUCGAGGUGAAGCCGCUCUACACGGCCGCCGACCUGGAACGGAUCGCGGGCGCCGAAACCCUGCCCGGUUUCGCGCCCUUUACCCGUGGACCCCGUUCGACGAUGUACGUCGGGCGGCCCUGGACGGUCCGGCAGUAUGCGGGCUUUUCCACGGCGGAGCAGUCGAACGCCUUCUACCGCGCCAAUCUGAAGGCCGGGCAGAAGGGCCUGUCGGUCGCGUUCGAUCUGGCGACCCAUCGCGGCUACGACAGCGACCAUCCGCGCGUGGUGGGCGAUGUCGGCAAGGCCGGCGUCGCGAUCGAUUCCGUCGAGGACAUGAAGAUCCUGUUCGACGGCAUUCCCCUGGACCAGAUGUCGGUGUCCAUGACCAUGAACGGGGCGAACGACAUCCUCAAGGAGUUCAUGGUCCGAAACACCUACAUCUACCCGCCAGAGCCCUCGAUGCGGAUCGUGGCCGACAUCAUCGAGUUCACGGCAAAGCAGAUGCCGCGCUUCAACUCGAUCUCAAUCUCCGGCUAUCACAUGCAGGAGGCUGGCGCGACGGCGGUUCAGGAGUUGGCCUUUACCCUGGCGGACGGCCUGGAAUACGUGCGCGCAGCCCUCUCCAAGGGCUUGAAGGUCGAUGCCUUCGCACCGCGCCUGUCCUUCUUCUUCGCCAUCGGCAUGAACUUCUUCAUGGAGGUGGCGAAGCUACGCGCCGCCCGCAUGCUUUGGGCCCAGUUGAUGGCCAAGCACUUCGAUCCGCAGGAUGCGCGCUCCCUGAUGCUGCGCACCCAUUGCCAGACCUCCGGCGUGUCCCUGACCGAGCAGGAUCCCUACAACAACGUGGUCCGCACGACGGUGGAGGCACUGGCCGCAGCACUGGGCGGCACUCAGUCGCUGCACACCAACGCGCUGGACGAGGCCGUCGCCCUGCCCACGCCCUUUUCCGCCCGCAUCGCGCGCAACACGCAGCUGAUCCUGCAGGAGGAAACCGGCAUCACCAAUGUCGUCGACCCCCUGGGCGGCAGCUACUACGUGGAGAGCCUGACGCACAGCCUGGCCGCCCAUGCCCUGCAGUUGAUCGACGAGGUCGAGGCGCUCGGCGGGAUGACCAAGGCGGUCGACACCGGCAUGCCGAAGAUGCGGAUCGAGGAGUCCGCCGCCCUGCGUCAGGCCCGGAUCGAUCGCGGCGAGGAAACCAUCGUCGGCGUCAACAAAUAUGCGGCGGACACCGCCGAGGAAAUCGAUAUCCUCUCCAUCGACAACGCCGAGGUCCUCACGAAACAGGUCGAGCGGCUGAAGGGCGUGCGCAAGAACCGGGACGAGGCGCAGGUCCGGGCGACGCUAGACGCGCUGUCGACCGCGGCGGAGACCAAGACCGGCAACCUGUUGGAGCUUGCCGUCAAUGCGACGCGCGCCAGGGCGACGGUCGGCGAGAUCUCGGAUGCCCUGGAGCGGGUCUUCACCCGCCACAGGGCCGUGGUCCGCUCGAUUUCCGGUGUCUACGGCUCGGCCUACGAGGGCGAUGAAGGUUUCCGGCGCAUUCGCGGAGAGGUCGACGACUUCGCGAAGGAAGAGGGACGGCGGCCCCGCCUGCUGGUGGUCAAACUGGGACAGGACGGUCACGACCGCGGCGCCAAG